Messenger RNA from Culex pipiens pallens (northern house mosquito), 11832 nucleotides. RefSeq lists its product as uncharacterized. Gene Ontology annotation, biological process: negative regulation of BMP signaling pathway. Bases 2621 to 5419 code for a protein of 932 amino acids. NCBI's taxonomy places the organism in Eukaryota, Metazoa, Arthropoda, Insecta, Diptera, Culicidae. Gene Ontology annotation, cellular component: nucleus. Gene Ontology annotation, molecular function: DNA-binding transcription factor activity, RNA polymerase II-specific; SMAD binding; RNA polymerase II cis-regulatory region sequence-specific DNA binding. The transcript has 2 exons. The record is from RefSeq and is a predicted model, not a curated record.
ACUCACACGUGUGUGAUGUCUGCAUUCGCGUCCAGACGAAUUUUUAAUUCAUCUCCCGCUGCAGUCGUCGGUUACAUCAACAGCAACAACAACAACUGCAGUCCGGCGGCGCUGUAUGUGUGCAGUGUCGCGCGUCUCGCGGUUUUUUAUGACUGGAGAGCGACAUCGCGGUGCGCAACGGUAUUGGUGCUGUCUGUCGAGGAGAAUCGCGAAAACGGGAGAGAGAGCGAGUGCAUAUAUGAAGAGAGGGCUCUCUCGCAGGACGAUUUUGGCAGAGUGUGUGAAGAAUCGACGAGGGGUUCGCGAUGCGGUGAACGAGUUAAUUGAAGAGUUCGCGGUGUCGAUUGAUAGUGGACGGUGUUGUGGAGUGGUAGUUCUGGGAAGCGCUAGGGUUUGAUAGGGUUUUGAAGGAAGUUGGACCUGUGGUUGAAGUUGGAGUUGGUUUGAGGGCAGAUAUUGCUCUCUCGUCGUGGGAAACUCGCUGGAAUUGCGCAAAAAUAUCGAUUUGCAAAAGUGGUUCCCUCUCGCUCGCACAGUUUCGCGCACCAACACAUGGAAGUGGGCUGGUAGUGGUGCAUCCGCCAUAAGUCGCGGCGACGGAUCGGCCAGGGAGCCCAUUGUCGAUGUGUGAUUGUUUUGUCUAGCCAGGUCGUCGUCGUACUCCGCGCCGCGGGUAUGUUGGUAUAGGGUCGCGCACGUUCUCCGCUCUCCCGCUCGGAGAGAUCUAUACGCUAGCGUGUGUGCGUGGAUAUACAGGCUACGCUCCGCGCUCAACGGGGGCCUCCUCAGCCAGCAGCAGCAUAAUAUAGCGAAAAAUUCUCUUUCGAAAAGGUUCAUCACUCGCGCGUCAGACAUGUUUUGUUAGACGAACGCAAAGGUUCUGUUUAGUGGUGUCGCGCGCGAGCGAAGAUCGGACGGAAGUUCUCAGCACAGAACAGUGGAACCGGGAGCAGGAUCGCGGCGCGAAGCAGGAGUAGUGGAACGGAGUGAUCAAAGAGUGCAGCAGCAACGCUGCAAAAGAAGAUGCAAAGGGAGUAGUAACGGCGGAAACAGUAGUUACAGAACGAUACGCGCAAGGAACCUCCGCCGUCGGGUCGUCGGAACCGAUGGCAAGAAGUAAAUUGGGUUUGCGAACGACGACGACGACGGUCGAGUGAGCGACGACACAGCGCGAGAUUCGCGGACAGAAAAUAGAAUCGAUACAUACAAGCGGCGACGGACAAGGACGGACGGACUCGAAGUGCAAAUUUCGCCGUAGCGUUAUGAGCGAGAUCUUUGAUGGAUCGCCGUCGUAGCCGUGGUCGGUAGACACUGGUCAGUAAGGUCAGCGCAUGGGACCGGACCGAACCAGCGAUAACCGAGGCGCGUUCGCGAAUAGUUUGCCGCUGUGUGUGACAAGUCUAGAGAUACACACAGGCAAGCCGUACGUUGCGUAAGUGCAACUCUCGUCGGUCCCAAAAAUUCGCCGAAAUUGUGUGUGGUGCGUCCGCGACGGAAACGCAGCAGCAACCCGUCGUCGUCGGUGAAGAGCGAGAGCAGGGGCGUCGCCGCCUCCUUCGUCCCGUGCGGUGUACUGUGUGCAGAAAACAGUGGAGAAAGGAAAAAUUGAAGUAAUUUUAGUGCCAAUUAAAAUUAAAAGUGCGACGUCGUCGGGGGGCAAGAAGCGACCAGGAGACCGUGUAGAGAAGAAGAGAGAGGGGAAUUUAGCAGAUUCUUGGCACAUGGUUUCCGCCUGGGCAGUAACACGCCGACGACGUCCCGUUUUUGCACAGAGUCUCGCGGGUUGACAAAUCGUGUCUCGACUAGAGAGAGAGAGAGAGAGAGAGCGAGCGCGCGAACAAGUGCGCAAGAAGAGGAAGAGAGACGUGAGUGCGUCAGCGAAGCGGUUCCCCGAGUUAGCCGGAGACGAAGAUCUCGGUGAACAGGUGCAGCAGCGCACGCUGGAAGAAGAAUCGGCUGGAAUCGCGCGCGCCGGAAGAGAAUUCAGUGAGGCCAAAAGGAGGGAGUACACGGUUGGGUACAGAAGCAGUCAAAGAAGCGGAACCGAGGCCGGGGUCCGUGUGUGCGUGUGUUACAGAGGCGGCAAGGCCCGAAAAUGUCUAGCGAAUCGUUUCGUCUAAUUGGAAUGUUGCAAAAAUAAGCCUCCCUUCCCGUUUCCUGUCUGUCUGCGUGUUUUUGUCUGUGCGUACCGAAAUAUUCUCGGGGAUUCGGAGGAUCGUAAACAACGUGAGUGCGUGCGUGAGCGUGAGGAGAGGGAGAGAGAAGAGCGAGGGAGAGCAGUGCCGUGAAGAUAAGUGAAAUAUAGAUAUAGGAAGAAGUUAUGGCAGCGUCUGAGUCGUAAAGGCCCGUAUCGAGCGUGUUUUGGGCGUAGAAGGGCGGAGAAGUUAGAAGAAGCUUGAAAGAAGCAAGAAAAACACGCGAAGAAAGCGAAUGUGUUUGUGCGAAAAGGAGAAAAAGUAUAAAAAUAUAUAUUAAGGAAUCUAUUUAUAAUCGAGAAGCUUGCUAUUUUCGCGCGCGGCGCGGUCUGUCACAGUUCUCGGCGCUCGCGACGUCGGCUUCGAGAGCGUUCAGAGAGGGCAGCUACCACAAGAAGAAAACAGCAGAGGAAACGCAGAGCAAGAUGACAGAGUACGUGCCGCCGCAGCUGAUCACAGUGCUGAAAACGUACCAGGAUAAUGCACCCAAAGGGCUGCACGGCCCAGGCUUGUCCCUGGUGCACCCGAGCAAGAGCGGAGGAGCUGGCCCGCCGCGGCCGGAGACACCCGAGUCACACCAUGUCGGAAGCGGUGCCGGCCUGGUCACCACCGAGAACGGACUGAUCGUCCAGCCCAUCACGGGUCCACUGCCGAUGCCGUCGCAUCCGAUCAUGACCACGCCGGAUCCGGACUGCGGCGUGGUCCAGCUGACCACGCUCGAGGGCAAGAAGAUCGGCUGCUUCCUGCUCGGCGGUGAAAUGCGCCUCUGCCUGCCCCAAAUCUUCAACAACAUCCUGAUGGAAUUCUCCGUUGAGCAAAUCAACCGAAGCAUCCAGGAGCUCAUGAUCUACCUGUACAACUGCACCGAUCAGCAGCUGCAAGAGUUCAAGCGGGCCAACAUCAUCCCGGACACGGCCAAAACGUGCGGACUCAUAACGCGAACCAACGCCGAACGGCUCUGCAGCUACAUGCUGCACCAGGCAGAUCAGAUCCGACCCCGCAAAGGCACCACCCUCACCAGCUUCCGGGUGUACCACAAGUGCUUCGGCAAGUGCGAGGGCAUCUUCACCGUCGAGCUGUACUCGUACAAGGAGCCGGCCUGUAUCGAGUGCUGCGAGUGCCAGGGCAUGUUCUCGCCCCAGAAGUUCGUCUGCCAUCAGCACGACCGCCAGGAGAACCGAACGUGCCACUGGGGCUUCAACUCGAGCAACUGGUGCGCGUACAUCCACGUGGCGCUCGACGAGGACAACCGCGAGGCGUUUGCGAAGAUCCUCGAGGAGAUCUGGAGCGGCGAGCGGGAAACGGAGACGGAGCAGGAGUACUGGAUCGCCAAGCAAAAGGUCAUCGACGACGAGUCCGCCAUGGUGACCAUCAAGACCGAACCACUGAGUGACAUUCCACUGAAGAAACCAAAGCUAACCAACGAACCCUCCCUGUACCAGUGCAGCCGGCAGGCCCCCAGUUCAGCAUUUCGUCCGUGGACGCAGAAGCGGCGCCAGGAGUACGCCCAGCAGCAGCUCCUGCUCCAGCACAUGGUGUACCAGAGCAACGGACUCAUGAACGGCGUCGUGGGCGGUCUCAGCCAGGAGCCGCCGGUGCUACAGAACCCGGAAAGCGUCGUACGGCUCUCGGAGAGCGACAAGUUCGAGCGGAGCUUCCAACCGAACGUGGCCCUCGUGCCGCGGAAGACGAUCCUGUGCAAGGAGCGGGAACGGGAGAGGAUCAACGAGCGGGAGCGGUUACCAGCGGACCCAAAGGAUCGGUCCGUGAUCAAGUGCGAUGUGCAGAUAAAGCAGGAAAGUCCACCUACGCCGCCGGCCACCGGUGACGUGAUACGAUCGGUGAUCAAGUGCGACGUGAAGAUCAAGGAGGAACGACCUUCGACGCCACCGCAGGAAAUGUCGCCGGGGCCACGAUUGGCACCGUGUUCAUCACCCUCACCGCCACUGCCUCCGCUCGGCACUCCGGCAGCAAUGCUCGGAGGUGGCGGCGGCACCAUCAAGUCCGUUCCCAUGCCAUACAGUCCGGUCACUGACGUGCACUCGGGAUCGAACGAAAUCACCUCAUCCACUUCACCUGUACCUCCUCCGGUCAACAUGACCACCACCACCAUGAACGGUUGCAUCGCGGACAAACCAAAGCUGAUCAUCAAAGAGCAGAUAAGUCCACCGUCACCGCGUCGGACGCCUCUGCUCAACGAAGAAAUGCACCACCAACAUCAACGAUCUCACCCGCAGGCGGCUGUUAUCCUGAAAAAUGGUGGUGGACCAAUCGUAGCGCCGGGUGCGCCCAUCGCCGGCAAUCCCGAGUUCGAGCUGUCCACCGACACUGACGACGACAGUCUCGCUGGCGAACCGGACAGCAGCAAUAACUCGAUGGCUCCGCUGGAAAUCAUCGCCGAACUUAUGAAGGACGUCGCACACGAAACGCGAGAUCAGAUCUUGCACAUCCUGAAACUGGUCAUCCAGGAAACGACACAACUUCGGAACGAGCACCUUAGGCUACUAAAGGACCACGCACACCGAGAGGACAUAAUCGCCGACCUUCAGCGCGACAAAGAACACCUCGAACAGCAAGUGCACCAGCUGCAGCUUGAGUUGAACCGAUCGCUGAUCAAAUAUGCCACCUCGGAAGCGAACGCACUGCAGAUGCAACAGCAGCACCAGCAAGACCUGGCCGUCGCAGUGGCCGCCGCCGCCGCAGCUUCCGCCUCGUCCUCAACACCUCCCUCACCUCUCUCGCUCGCUUCCAACAGCAGCAGCAGCCAAAUCACGGUCGAAAAGAUCGAACGACGGAACAGCUUCCCGGAAAAGUCCGAGGUGAUCAUGAAACCGCUGAAGAAAUCCCUCCGUCGCAGUCCCGACGACUCUGUGCUCAUGCUGCAGUCGCCACCGCCCCCGCUACCACCACCUCCGGUCAUGUCGCUUCCGGUCAGUCUGUCAAUCACCGCCGCCAGCAAUCUCAAACUUCCGGUGGAUCCGCUCCAAACCAGCCACGAGCACGAUGACAAACCACCUCCGCCAACGCACCACCCGAUCGCCGCUUCGCCAACGACCAACGGAGGUGCUGCCAACGGCGUCAUAACGUCGCCCAGGCCCCCCUCACGACCCCCGUCGUCGGCCUCGACGGCGUCCAACACUUCCGCCCCAGUACUGGAGAAUGGCCUGACCGGCAAGAGUCAACCGUCGAGCAAGGAGCCGGCGGCCAAGAGUUCCGGUAACUGAUAGUUGAUCAUCUACCUUUGCUGAGAAGGAAACAGGGGACAGGGCGCUGCGCUUUCUGGGGGCAGCAUCUUUCCGCCGGUCGGGAGCCAAGAUCCGUACUAGGCAGUUGGGCCACGUGCGCGGGUGGACAUCUUCACUGAAAUCUCAUUUUUGAGUAAAAGUUCUACGACAAAGUUGUAGAAACGGAGAGAAAGAGAGAGGGGCAAGCACUCUCUCAUGUUUACUGAAAUGCGAUUCUCUCUGAGAGUAAUGUCAUUUGAUAAAAGAGAGAAAUUUCUUCUCAAUUUUGCUGAAGGGUUCACAGAGAAAGAGAACAAAAAUGCGAUUCUGUCGCAGAGAGAGAAGAAAAUGAGAAGAUGUCCAUCUGCCGGCGCGUGGCGCAACGCGCUGUACUUCAGUCCACUGCAAAAAUUGGCCACGUGCAUUGUAAUUAUUAGAUUUUUCAAGCUUCAUUGUCGAUAUUUUCCCACCAAAUAAUUUCUGUUUGUUCUACUUUUAAGCGAAAAAAUAAUACACACACAAACUCAACAAAAGUAAGAAACCAUUAGGUUUAGAUUGCGCCAACUAAAACAAGAAUAAAAUGCUGAUAUAGAAAUUGUUUCGGAAAAUCAAUUGAAACCAAUAAUUUACUACGAAUAAGUUGCGUUCGCGCAGUCAAAGCAGAUUCAAUGCGAAACAAAAUUCCACUCAAGAGACUCUAAGUAAAACUUUGAGCAAGAAAGAUGCAUGCGAAGAAUAAAACCUUUAGUCCACUCGUACUAAGCAGCGAAUAAACAAGAAAAAAAAUCAAAUCGAAAAUUACUAGCGAGAAAAGAUAGAGCAAAAAAACGCAGGAGGUGAAAAAGAAAAAAAGAUAAUUUUAACCACUAAGUGGUUCUCAAAACACACCAACCAUCUUGCGUAGUGACUUGUAUAAAGAUUUAAACCUUGUUCAAACACACACACACCCAUGGUUCUAUAAAAUAAUAGCCCCCCUCUUGUAAAUAAGCUGUAAACAAAGUGUAACUUACCUCCAUACUUUACAAGUUUUUGUGUUCUGUUUUCGACAAAAAAAAACAUUUUUCUUUCUUUUUAGAAGUCAGUUCAUCCUUAAAACCACAAACACUCACAGAGACACUCAAGCACACACACAAACACACGUAAUUGUAAUUGUAAUUGUACAGUCGGUAAUAACUAGCUAAGUACUAAAAUGUUUUUGUGUUAAAAAUACAAAACCCCUCACACAAAACGAUUUCUGUUGAUUUUACCAACGGAAUUUUCUUUCGAGUCCUUAAUAUUUUUGCCACACAAAUGGGAGGCAUUCAAAAUCCUCUUUUUAGCUGAGUUUAAGCCAGAAUAACAAACACACUUGCAAACAAAACCAAUAAAAACAAAGCAAAGAGAUGAAAAACUUUUCAAAAAAGUGUUCACUUAAAAAAAAUUGCGCUUGGUUUCUAAAAUCAAACGGCGCUCGUACUCCUUAGUAACAAAAAAAAGCAUAACUAACAACGUUUGUCGACUACCCUAACUAAUUUAGUCUUCGAGAAAGUGAGAAAGUACUCUCAAAACCGCCAUCACGGUUCUCUUUUCAAAAAAGACCAACCGACCGACUUCAGCGAGACAUCCUUAACUGUAGUAAGUCUUAUUUCUUUUCCUUUUUAAGUUGUUUUUUGAUCAGGCCACAAAUAUGAUAUUGAACUUUUCUAUUUAUUUAUUUAUCCUCGUACGCGAAGGCGUACUAUACAAAUGUUUUUUUUUUUUUUUUUGGGUAUUACUUGUAUGGUUUAGUCAAACAAAACAAAAAAACACUGCUGUUCUUUUGUGAUUUUGAUUUCUUUCGAUAAAAACAUGCACUAGAAGAAUAAACCACAAAAUGCAAUUUUAUACCGUACUGUUAGUCGUUUAGUUCUAUAAUUUUUAAACAAAACAAAACAAACCACACACUGCUCUGUUUCUCCUUCUUUUAGAAAAAAACCAAAAAUAAAACAAAAUUAUAAAUCCUAUCAAAAUUAGCGAUCAAAAUUACCUGAAUAAAAAAUUAAAUGAAAAAACAUUUGGCACUGCUGCGAUUCAAAUUUUUGCAACCGGUUCAUGCACACAAACUAUCGUCACUCACUCACAAUCAAUCAAACAAAAAAAAUGUUCGGAAGUUUGCUGGUUUUGGAAGCGAUUUCGGUCCACUGUUGGGUCUAUUAACGCACUUGAAGCAUUUCCAGAGCUUGAAAGCCAACUCGACCAGCUCUAUUCGAAGUGUCAAAAUCAGCUGCUGAUUUUGACACUCGAAUUUAGCUACUCUGUCUAUGUAUGGGUGUGGAUUUUGUAAACAAACUUACACGCGCGAGAUUGCUUGCAGUGCUAUUUUGUUUGCUCUGGGAGAGAAGCUCAUUACUCUCUCUUUCCUUCUUUUCCAACACGCUCUCUCGCUCUGCUUUGCAGAACUUUUGCGAGAGAGAAUAAAACUGCACAUUGAAAAAACGAGACUUGCAGAGCAAAGAGUUUCUCAAAUUCUUCAAGUAUGGAAAUAGACCAACAAUUUUACAAUGAUUUUUUCUUAUCUUUUUUCCUCAACUGCCCACGAUGCAACACUUUUAAAAAUGUCGAAAAUUACACUGCAAAUAUUUGUAUUUUCUGUUCACAUAUACACAAUGCAAGAAUAACGCAAUGAUUUAGAUAUUUCGUGUUUUUAUGAGCAAAACGGCAAACAUAUGUAAACAAAAAAAGAACGAUAUUCAGAAUAAAACAUGGUGAGAUUAACAGGUUUCUUUUGCCAUCAGAGGAGCUUAGUGUAUUUUUUUAGGAAAUUAUUCUUAUCGAAGGGAAAAGCGAAAACUUUUGCUUUCUUAAGAAGACAAAAUUGUGAAAAUGUGCAACUACUGAUAAUGGUAUAUAAAAUUUAUUUGUUUUGUUUUUUUAAAGAACAAACACUAUGGAUGAUUAAAAUUCUAAAGCAAGUGUUCACCAACAGCGCCACGGUGGGGAAGUUGCUGAAUAGGGUAUCGCAAAUAAUGGUGGUAUUUUGAAACAUUAAAGGGCUUGACUACAUAAAUUGGAUGCGAGCCUAUGACGUUACCAUUAGGUUUAAGGAGGUAUUACACUACAUCAAGCUUUGUUUGACAGCCUAGACAAUAAAUGUUUGGCAGUGUGACUGCCUGUCAAACUGGUGUUUGGCAAACUCGUGAACAAGGCAAAAUGCAAAAUUUCUGAAGAUUUAGCGACUCCGACUCCGACUCAAUCUCUCAAAAAAAAAACUCGACUCCAACUAGAUCGAAUACUCCAGUACAAAGUUGUUAAAAAUUAGCCGACAUCAACUCCGACUCCAACUUCUAAAGAUUAAGCGACUCCAACACCUAUUCCGGGACCUCAAAAGUGCUUCGCUCCAUCGACUCCGGCUCCAAACCCCUGGAUUUUACAAACAAGUUUGAUUGGCAGGCAAACUGUAAAACACAAAUAGUACACUCAACCCCCGGUGGUUGGUCACUCUUUCGUUUGACACUUUUUAGUUUGUACCCCGUUGGUUUGACAAAGUCAAACUAAAAAGUGACGAACUGUCACUUUUUACACGACGCUCACGUACACUUUCAAACCAAACCUUUGGUACCUAGUGUAUGUGAACUCCGUGUAAAAGGGGUGACAAACUUAAAGACUAAAAAGUGACCCCGUUCGUUUGACAACAAUCGGUGUCAAACCAUCGGGGUAUGAUGUAGUGUGAUACCUCUUUCACAAGUUAACAAAAAAUUGAUACCACGACUAUUGUCAGCCAAUCCCAAACAGUAACUUUCUGCACCGAGAAGAACAAACAAAAUACCAACGCAAAAAAUCAAAUGGCAUAACAAGACGAAAGCAAUUUUAACUUUAAGCAUAUACUAUUUUCAUAUUUUCACCGGGUCGAGAGCAAACAGCUCUUUCGUGAUUCUUUCGGAAAAAAAAGUGACGUUAAAAAUCGCUGCUGGUCGCUGAAUUGUUCCGGCCACGAAAGGGUUGCCCUCUAUUGUUUCGUAGUCGAUUACUCCUGAAGACUCCUGAUGAGAAAAAAGAAGUACAAAUUAGUAAAUACGCUUUAUUCACCUAAUCGAGCAUAUAUUUUGUCGACACGAGAAAAAGAAAAAGAUACACACAUACAUACAUACACACUCACACUUGAUAAAUACAGACACACACACAAACAAGUUAAUGCGAAAACGUAUUUUCAUACAAUAAACGUAAAAUGUACGUCAUUAUAGGUGAAAAUUACAUGUUACAUACUGAAGAAAACAACAAAAAUAAAGGUACAGAGAGAAAGUUAAUAAUAUUUUUAGGACAAUUGAGCGCACGUUGACCGCUAACGACAAUCUCCCGUUAGUAAUUUAUCGCCUUUCUAGAGGAAAAUGAAAUGAACAAAACGGACCCCGUUUCGAUUGCCAAAACGUCAAUCUUCUGCAUAGCUUGCAAUAAUUUGAAUCGACGCAAAACCAGAAUAAAAGCUCUAUAUUUUUGAAAUAAUUCACAGUAAAAAAAAACAAAUAAUCGGCACUUUUUGUAGAUGUUGAAAAUCGAAUGAAACUUUAACUGAUUGACGUUUCUGAACAUUUUUUAAAAACACAAAUCUGUAUAGAACUGAAAUUUGGUGCAGUCUCACCAAGCAGGAAGAGAGGAGCAAAACAUUCAUCCACUGUAAAAAGAAAAACAACUGUUUAUAGAAAUCGAAUUUAAUAGCAGCUAAUAGUUACUUCUUCUUUCGUUUCAUACCAUACUAAACAAAAUCAUAUGAACAUAGGAAACAAGUUAAAAAGAAAUACACUCUCAUAAACCUGACACUCUUCCUGUCUGGAUUGAAAAGUUAAAGCAAAAAGAACACACACACGCAUACAAAAUCAAUUUGAUAACUGUUUAUCUACAAAAAACAACAUAAAUAAAACAAUACUACAAACUACAACCAACAAGAAUAUGAGAAGGAAAUCAAAAGUCAGACAAAUUCUACUACUUUACGAAAAUACCAAUAUAUUUCUACAAAUUUUAAAAACCACACAGUCAGUGCAUAUAAAAUAGACGAGAAGACGGAAGCAAAAACAUACAAGUAAAUUUAAACUAGUUCGAUAACGCCACAAUUUAAAAGAUAGAGAAACCUAUGAAUAACAGAAACAAGAAGAAAAAACGAGUAGAAACUAAUAUUGUUGCUGCUAAAAGUGGCAAAAUAUGUGAAGGUGAAGAAAAGUACGUAAAACUCAUAACGAAAAAAAAAAACAAGAAAAAAAUAAACAAAACAAAGCAAACACAAACAGUAAGCGAGAGCAUGAAAACAGUGUGUUAUAAUUUUAAUAACUUUUAUUUUGGCUGUGCUUUUCAAAAAAGGAACUACUCUAGAGUUUAGUUUACGCGUUUAGUUUACAUUUUACAUACGAAUUUCAUACUCUUGCGUUAGGCCUACUCACAGUAAUAAGUUGCCCUUAAGAAUCUCGUUUAUAAGUGUCUAACAUCAACAGCAAAUAAAACAACAUCAACAACAACAGGAGAACAACAAGAACAACAAAAGUCAACUAAUUUAACUAAAACAAAACAAACUUAGGGUAGGAAUCAAGUGCAACACUUGGUUCGGUAAACUCAGCAUUGUCUGCGAGACGCGAUAGAAACAAACACAUACAAACACACACACACACGCGCGUGGGGACAAGGAACCGGAGACACUCCCCCGGGGGGCGAAACGGUCGAACCAACUUGGUCCCAUUUAUUUAUUUUUUAUAAUUUUAAUUUGUAUAAAUUUGCCAUUUAAAUGUUAUCUAGUAAUUAUAGCGAAAGGAAACACCUACAUUGAGGUAAAAACAUGUAAAAUAAAGCAACAAAACACAAUGUUUCAAACUUUACUUCAGAAUUAAAAACAAGAAAGAAACAGAAAAAAAAACGAAGCAACCAACAUAGAUUAACGUACUAUUUCAUUAGAGGAAAAAUAAAGGAAAAGGAGAAGCAAAUCACCCUUACACAACAAAAACAACCACACACACAAAAAACACAAAAACAAAACGCUCUGUUGAGACUAGCAGCAAACAGCAUAGUUACAAACGUAGAUUAAUGAAACAAGUACUAAAAUUAAUUGACUACUUUAUUAACUGCUACAGACACAGAGUAAGACAAACAACCAGAAGUAAUAAAAAAUAAACAGAAAAAAAACCACAAUGGAUACAUAAACACAUGAACAUAGUGAACCCAACGUUAAUAAACAAAACACACUCACUCACAAACACACAUACUGUAAUGAAGCAUAACGACGCGAAGGAUUAAACUGGAUAAUGAGACAUACAGUAACACAGCAAAUAAAGGGAAGAAGAAAAAAAAGUACCCUUGACGGAACAUUAAUGGUAGGAGCAAAAACAAACCACAAGUAAGAAAGAAAUGCUAAAAUCAUUAUGAAAAUAAUUUAAAAACCCAGAAAAUAAAUGAAUUAUAAAAAUGAUUAUUGAAAA